CAGGAUUCCGGGUUAGUAUCGAGUAGCUAUCAGACUUGUAAUCCGGGACUGAUAUUUUGUAAAUUCAUAAUUGGGCAGUUAAUUUAUUUGUAAAGACUUUUUUUUCAAAAAUUAAUCUAAUUCAUUUAAAGUUGUUUGUAUGAAUUUUGUUUAAUAAAUUGAGUGACAUGAAACUCCUCAAGCCCGUUUGGGUUAAUCAUGAUGGUCAACCCAUAUUUUCUGUUGAUAUACAUCCUGAUGGAUCUAAAUUUGCCACCGGUGGACAAGGUGGGGAUGCUGGGAGAGUUUGUUUAUGGAGCAUUGGACCUAUUAUUGAUGAAAAGUUGGAGAAAAAUGAUUCAGUGCCUAAGUUAUUAUGCCAAAUGGACAAUCAUUUAGCGUGUGUCAAUGUUGUUAGAUGGUCACAAUCUGGCAAAUUUUUAGCUUCUGCUGGAGAUGAUCAAAUCAUCAUGAUCUGGCAAAUCUCCAAAUAUUUAGGCUCUUCGACAUCCUCAAUUUUUCGAGGAGCUGGUAAUGUGGAACAAUGGAGAUGUAUUGCUACUUUAAGAGGACAUUCCGGUGACAUUCUUGAUCUCAAUUGGUCACCUCAAGACGAAUAUAUUGCAUCCGGUUCAGUUGAUAAUAAUGUAAUUGUUUGGAAUGCUCGCAAUUUUCCAGAAGUUGUUGCAAGAUUAAAUGGACACAACGGAUUUGUGAAAGGAGUCAGCUGGGAUCCAAUUGGUAAAUAUGUCGCUUCACAAUCUGAUGACAAAUCAGUCAAGGUUUGGCGAACCAAAGAUUGGAAAGAAGAAACUACUGUCAGUGAACCCUUUCGUGAUUGUGGCGGUACAACUCAUGUACUUAGAUUAAAUUGGUCACCAGAUGGUCAAUUCUUGGUUUCAGCUCAUGCAAUGAAUAACCGAGGCUCAACUGCUCAAAUAAUUGAAAGAGAUGGCUGGAAAGCGCAAAAAGAUUUCGUUGGUCACCGCAAAGCUGUCACCUGUGUCCGAUUUAAUCCAAAUAUACUUGAAGAAUCCUCAAACUUUUAUACAUUGAUCGCUUUAGGAAGUCGUGAUAAGUCAAUCUCCGUCUGGAGUACCAAAAAUAAGCGACCUACCUUGGUAAUUCAUGAUCUUUUUGAAAGCUCAGUACUUGACUUGACUUGGAGUAGAGACGGCUACUCUCUGUUAAGUUGCUCCUGGGAUGGUUCUGUAGCAUUCAUUCGAUUUGAGCCGGGUGAAAUCGGAAAGUUAUCCUCUCAAGAAUCCAAAACAGCCUAUUUUCAAAAAUUAUAUGGAAAAAGUCUGCAAUCUCCUUCCAAAGAAACACUUCUUAUUGAAGAUCCUGAAAUUCUAAAGAUACGUGAAAAACAACUCAAAAAGAAAGAGAAAGAAAAACAGUUGUCUAUUUCUAAUAAGGAUUCCAAAAGUCCGAACUCACUGAUUUUGCAAAAUGGCAGCAAUAAUUUUUCCUCUAAAUCUAAUUUAAGUAUUUGUGAUAAGAACAAAGUUCUCAAAGGCCCUACAGAUAAACAAAUUGAGACAAGAAUGCCAAAUGGACGUAAAAGGAUUACGCCAAUUUUUAUACCGCUACCAACUGAUUGUGAAGAAACUCCAAUAUCAUUCACAGCAACUACAUUUUCAUCAUCAGACGCUCCAUCUGACAUACCUUCGGAGAAACGAGAAGGUAAUACAUCAACUCCCAUCAAAAUAAAUGAAGAAAAAGAUGGCGAAUCACCUGUAUCACUUGUCAAUCAAUCAUCUAAACCAGGAGUUUCUUCAACAGCACCAUUACCCAGUCCUUCACCUAUUAAAGCACCUAGACUUUCAGGUGAAACAAAUCAGACUAAACAAGAUGAGCCUUCUGUUGACAAUGAAACUACUAAUUCAUUAACCUCUCCAAAUACUGCUUCCAAAAAUAAUACUGAGUCGACAGAGAAGCGUCCAAUUUCUCCUACCAGCAAUGUAUCUCCAUCUUCAGCUGUAAAGAAAGUGAAACUUUCAAAUCCACCAUCAUCACAACCUGUGAAAGUAUUAAAUAAACCAAAUGAAUCUAAUCAGACAAAACAAGCCAAUGGACAGUCCAGUCAAUUGAAAAAAUCUUUAUCGACUGACAAAAGGAAAGGUGGCCGUACAGGGGUCGGAAAUAUAACAAAAACACCCACUCCUCCAACUUCAACUACUCGUCCCGAAGAAAAAACCGAUAAUCGACCCCUUCGAUCCGAGUCGAAAGUUUCCGCGAUUUUAUCUAGUUUAAAAAUUGACAAAAGCUCAAAUCUUCUCGUAAAAAUAACCGGGGAUGAUGGAACAAAAAAGAAUCUAAUUGUAGAAGUUGAAAAUAAUAUCAGCAAUUCUGCAUUAAGUAUUGUACGAGUCUUAAAUCAAGAAAAUGAUAAAGUUUGGGAAAUGGUUUUAUCAUCAAAAAUAUGUGGUUUAUCGGCCUGUCCUUAUCUAGUCGCAGUUGCCUGUAGUGAUCUAACUUUAUCCGUCUUCUCUACUACUACUGGAAGAAGACUUCAUACACCUUUAACACUAGACUCGCCCGCAAGCCGAUUAAAUUGUUAUAAACAUUAUUUACUAGUUGUUACCAACAAAGCAUCAGUGUGGUUAUGGGAUUUUGAGAAUCAUUCAGUGAAAGUUAAGAAUGAAUCAAUUUAUUCACUUCUGUCUACGCCAUCUAAUUCAACCAUUGUUAAUACUGGAAUAACCGAAACCGGAUCACCGGUGAUUACCCUUUCUUCUGGCAAAUCAUUUGUGUUCGACUUGUCUUUUGGAAGUUGGUCGCUAGUUUCAAAUGGCAAUGAUCUUCUCAACUUCUUCUCCGACUACAAGCAAACCUGGAGGCCUGAAUCCAGUUCUUAUCCACUUGCAAUUCUUCAAUCUCAAAACAGUCUUAUCAAAACGAGUCAUAAUAUUUUUUUAUCAAACUCAAAUCUUCAGAAGACUGGCACUCUCAGUUUCUUAGAUCAACAAUUGACUUCAUCGCUCAUUCUUGGUUCAUCUAAAGAGUAUCGACAAUGGCUCAUAACAUUAGCUCAAUUUUUAACUGAAGAAGGUAUUGAACCUCGUUUAAGAGAAUUGUGUCAAUUUCUAUUAGGUCCACCAUUUUCAUCAUCGGAUAGUAAUUGGGAAAGUACUAUCUUAGGAAAUGAAAAACAUGAACUUCUUCGAGAAGUUCUUGCCAUUACUACCUCCAACUUGAAAUUACAACGCAUCUACACUGAAUUCAAACAACAACUUGAUCUCAUUUCAUCUGCUUCAUCUUCAUCAUUUCUUUGAUGCUAACAAGCAUUCACCUCAACAAUUCUCAUUGCAAAUUUCAUUACACCCAUUGUUCAACCGUAGAUAUGUACAUAGUAUAUAAAAAAAGUAAUUCAAAACAAAAAUCAUUGUAACCAUUUAAACCAUAAUUUCAAUAUAAUUUUUCAUUUAUAAUCUUACGAAAAUUGUACGAAACGAUUCGAGAUUUGUCUUAAAAUAAUUGCAAUCAAGAGUGUGUUUACUCUUUCAUUUUCUUCUACUAUGUCAAAAAAUCUGUUCAUUUUCCCUUCUCUUUUCCUUUCACCAAAAAUAAUGUAUUUUUUUUACAAAAAAAUGAAUACUGCAAUGAAAUUUCCUUUUUGGCAACCA
This is a messenger RNA of Tetranychus urticae (two-spotted spider mite), 3608 nucleotides long. It is a transcript of the gene Hira, whose product is annotated as histone cell cycle regulator-like protein. Gene Ontology annotation, molecular function: protein binding; nucleosome binding. The record is from RefSeq and is a predicted model, not a curated record. Gene Ontology annotation, biological process: chromatin remodeling; DNA-templated transcription; regulation of DNA-templated transcription. Gene Ontology annotation, cellular component: nucleus; HIR complex; chromatin. NCBI's taxonomy places the organism in Eukaryota, Metazoa, Arthropoda, Arachnida, Trombidiformes, Tetranychidae.